GCGAAGCCGACAAUUAACCCUUUCAUUUGUGGUGAUGCCCUUAGGUGACAGGACUAGGGCACUAAUGGUUUUGGAUAAAGCUUAUGCAUUAUUGAAAUCUGUAUAUCAGCCAUUUACGGACUUUUUCACAUUCAUCUGAUAGGAGUUUGAGUAUGUAUACUAAAAUCAAUAUUAACCUACUUGAACCAUGCUCAAAGAAGGAACCAACCCGAGUAUUACUACAAAAAGGUGAAGACACUGUUCGUUCUCUUUCCAGGGCAAACAGCGUAAUAGUCUACACAGAUGGUUCCUCUGAUAUUGACUGUAACAGAGGUGGUGCUGACAUCUCCAUCACUUACCCCUCAGGAAAUGACGUCAAACUCAAAAUACCCACUGGCCAAAUUGCUUCGAACUUCACCACCGAAUUAAUCGUUAUUAAAGAGGCUCUUGCCUAUUGUCGCUCCCAUUCUCUAAAAGACUCAAUAAAAGAAAUUGUGAUUUUCUCAGACUCAAAAUCAGCACUCGAAGCCAUACAUAACCGUAAUACAUCAAUAACGCCAGAAAUUAAUACCCUUCUUCAUUUACUAAAUAUCCGUUGCACUCUCCAGUGGAUCCCAGCUCAUGUUGGAAUCGAGGGGAACGAAUGCGCAGAUGCCCUUGCAAAGGAAGCACGCGACGAUGAUCAACCUCGAGCUGUCACCUGUGCAGAUGCGAAUGCUGUCGCCAGACGAAGAAUAUACAACCAGCAUUUGUCCCACAGUGGACUGAUCGUUAAGACACGGUUCCCAGCAGAUCCCCGAAGUCAAGCGUGUGCGGUUGGGUAA
Molecule: messenger RNA, 803 nt
Organism: Parasteatoda tepidariorum (common house spider)
Lineage: Eukaryota; Metazoa; Arthropoda; Arachnida; Araneae; Theridiidae
Source: RefSeq, a predicted model, not a curated record